Messenger RNA from Pelobates fuscus (common spadefoot toad), 498 nucleotides. Its product is annotated as histone H2B 1.1-like. The coding region runs from base 118 to 498 and encodes 126 amino acids. Gene Ontology annotation, cellular component: nucleosome. Gene Ontology annotation, molecular function: structural constituent of chromatin; DNA binding; protein heterodimerization activity. The record is from RefSeq and is a predicted model, not a curated record. Lineage: Eukaryota; Metazoa; Chordata; Amphibia; Anura; Pelobatidae. The transcript has a single exon.
CUUUAGCAACCAAUCGCAGGAAGGGAAGCGGAAGGGCCUCAUUUACAUGGUCCGCCUAUAAAUAGAACCGCCGGAGCAAGCAGCUUGCUAUUCGCUCGCGAGCUAACAGCGUUAAUCAUGCCUGAUCCAGCAAAGUCCGCACCAGCCCCCAAGAAAGGCUCCAAAAAAGCCGUCACCAAGACUCAGAAGAAAGAUGGCAAGAAGCGUAGAAAGAGCAGGAAGGAGAGCUAUGCCAUCUACGUGUACAAGGUGCUGAAGCAGGUCCAUCCCGACACCGGCAUCUCAUCCAAGGCAAUGGGGAUCAUGAACUCCUUUGUCAAUGAUAUCUUUGAGCGCAUCGCAGGAGAAGCUUCUCGCCUGGCUCACUACAACAAGCGCUCCACCAUCACCUCCCGGGAGAUCCAGACUGCCGUGCGCCUGCUACUACCCGGAGAGCUGGCAAAGCACGCCGUGUCUGAGGGCACCAAGGCUGUCACAAAGUACACCAGCGCCAAGUAA